ACACAACAAGCUUCAAGUCACUUCUCGAAACAUUCUUUCUCGAAGAAACUAGGCCAUCUUCUACGCUCGCGGUUAGAACAUCAAUCACGCUUACUCAUUUGGCCUACCAAUACUUCUUCUCACCUCAAAAAUCAUCCACACAACACUCACCACAAUGGCACUAAACGCCUACCUCAACAAAAAAGUAUCCGUCCUAACCCUCGACGGGCGGACCAUGGUCGGGACCCUUUUUUCGUGCGACGGCUCAAUGAACCUCGUGCUCGCCGACGCAUACGAACGCAUCAUUCGACCAGCCGAGGAAGGCGUACCGAGCGAAGAAGUACCGCUGGGAUUGUAUAUUGUGCGGGGCGAUAGUGUGGCGGUGUGUGGGCGGGUGGAUGAGGAUAUUGAUGAGAAGAUUGAUUGGACGAAGGUGCAUGGCGAGGUGCUGGGGAGUACGAGGCAUGUCUGAAGGGAUGACACAGAUACAGAGAACGAAAUUAUGGAACACUAUAGGGUCAGCGAGAAGGACACAAUGGCCGCGGAGACGAUCCGGUCAGCAGGAUCUGCAGGAAAAAUGACUCUGGAAGACAAAACGGCGAACGCAAGGCUGGGCGAAAGAUUGGAUACGACGGCCUUGCAGAGAGAUGAUACCCAUGAAAAUAUUUA
Molecule: messenger RNA, 648 nt
Organism: Macroventuria anomochaeta
Lineage: Eukaryota; Fungi; Ascomycota; Dothideomycetes; Pleosporales; Didymellaceae
Product: Sm-like ribonucleoprotein
Exons: 2
Coding region: 155-451 (98 amino acids)
Biological process (GO): mRNA splicing, via spliceosome
Cellular component (GO): U4/U6 x U5 tri-snRNP complex; precatalytic spliceosome; U6 snRNP
Molecular function (GO): RNA binding
Source: RefSeq, a predicted model, not a curated record